AUGGCACCAUCCGCGGCGAACCCGACGGCUCCGGCCACUAACGGACAGUCCGCCGCCCCCGCCGACGAUGUCCCGAUAGGACCUGUCACCGGCCUGUCUGGGAUGGCCACCCAGUACAUCUCGGAGCAGACACUACAACAGAGGCUCAAGGCCAUAGCGUACGAAGAGGCAAAGGACGACCAUUAUAGGAUAAGAGGCGUCCAAUUGAUUGACAACACAUUCGAUACCGCAGCGAUAUACUACCACCGAUUUCGGAUCAGGUUUCCAAGUAGCGAAUACAACUAUGAAGAUGUUGCACUUGCCGCUUUGUUUGUGGCCUGCAAGUCUGAGGAUACCAUCAAAAAGUCACGAGAUAUUCUCUGCGCUGCCCAUAACCUACGGUCACCCCACGACAAGAAGACACCCGAUGACAAGCAAUUUGACGCCCCCUCCAAGUUCACGAUAGGACUUGAACGCCACAUUCUCGAAACCAUCGGCUUCGACUUUCGAGCGCCAUACCCGCAGAAGUUGUUGAUCAAGAUGGCCAAGAAGCUGGUACCGGAAGGGGAGCGCAACAUGAAGUUUCCACGGGGAGAAUGGAGCACGCUCACUUCAUCGGAAAAACUACUACAUACGGCCUACGACAUGUCCAUUGACAUUUACAAGACCUUCGUGCCCAUCAAGCAGACAGCCCUCACCAUGGUGUUGUCUAUUGUGAGACUCACGGCCAUGUUGAUGGCACAAAGGUUGGAGCCGCCGAGGUUCAAAACGAAGGUGGCAUCGCGUACGCAAGAAGCGUGUGUGUAUGAGACGAUGUUGGAUCUUAUGGAUCUGUACACCACCCACCCACGUUCCACCAAGGUCGGACUCAACUACGAGCUUCAGCACCUGAUGGAUGUCAAGAUCGAGAUCAACAAGAGAAUGACAGCCGAAGGCUUUCAGCGAUACAACGCCAUGUGCAAAAAGUGCACCGAUCAACCUGACAACCGUUCUGUCACGCCGGGGUCCGUAACCUCGCCAGCAACUAACAUGUCCGGGACCGGGGGGACCUCAGUUAAGCGCAAGAGGGCGAACAGCGAAGGCACCCUGCGCUUCGUGUUUGACGCGGGAGCUGCCCGCCAGGAACGAAAUCUGGCUGCGACAUAUUUCAACGACGAAUACGAGGAGUACGAGGUGGAGGUGGAAGAAGAGAUCAAGGUCCCACCAACUGACCCUCGGCAUAACGCGGGUGGCGGACGGGGCAGCCAUCACGGGCACCACGGUGGCCACCACAACAAUCGACACGACUACGGCUACCACAACAGAGGCGGUAGGCAUCCAUAUCACGAUAACCGACACAGGGGCAACCGGCGAGGAGGCGCUGGGAUGAACUAG
This is a messenger RNA of Podospora anserina S mat+, 1353 nucleotides long. RefSeq lists its product as uncharacterized. The record is from RefSeq and is a predicted model, not a curated record. Lineage: Eukaryota; Fungi; Ascomycota; Sordariomycetes; Sordariales; Podosporaceae. The transcript is spliced from 3 exons. Gene Ontology annotation, cellular component: nucleus; cyclin/CDK positive transcription elongation factor complex. Gene Ontology annotation, biological process: regulation of transcription by RNA polymerase II; positive regulation of DNA-templated transcription, elongation. Gene Ontology annotation, molecular function: cyclin-dependent protein serine/threonine kinase activator activity. The coding region runs from base 1 to 1353 and encodes 450 amino acids.